CACUUGUCGAGAUGAAGAGAUGUAGGUUUUCACCAAAAAGAAGACAGGUUUUGUGUUUAUUAGUAGUGUUAGUAUUAGGAUAUUGUGUCUUAGAAAUCUGUGCAAGAAUUCGAAGGAAUUCAGAUUUUAGCCAGUUACAGGAAUACGAACUUGAUCAGUUACCCAGUUUGAAUGAGAAUGAAUGCUGGAUUAUUAAUACCGCAUGUUCGAAACAUAAUUAUAACACAACCAAAGUGCAAAAUAUAGUGUGGAAUAUUUACAAUCUAAAUACAGAUAAUAGAAGCGAUGGGUGUAUAAAAAAAAAUAUAAAUUUACAACUUGCUGUCAUAGAAAUCAUGAAACGUGGUGGAAAAUAUAUAUUUUUAACAAAACGAGAUUCAUUUGAUGAGAUAAGGCAUAUUUUGUCUGAAUUUGAUCUUAGACUUUUUUCUUGGAAAAUGAUCCUCCAUAAUUCAGAGACUUGGGCGGAGAAGCUUUUGUAUCCAAAACAACCUUUCCGGUUUCAAGUAGGAAAAUCUCCACAUAUUCAGAAGUAUGUGGAUAAAACACUUUUGACCUAUCCAGAAAUUGUUUCAAAUUAUGGUUUACCAGGAUCUAUUCCAAAAAGUGAUAUAACAGUAUCAAAAUAUGAAACAUUGUUUGGAUACGAAACAUUUUGGACAAUCUACCCUUUGACAAGGAACGAAGAGGCAUGGAGUUUGUGGACACAAACUAUAUUUAAAACAUUACAUAUGGAUAUGUCAGUGCUAAUAGGAAAUAAGAGUAAGAUGGAGAUAAAGAUGGGCACAUCAUCUGAUGAACUAGAUGAAUGGCAACCCUACUGUUCUAAAGAUCAGUUAUUUUGCUGUGUGUUAUCUCUAAGCAAACACAUGCUACAACUAAAUUUGAUAUCUAACGAAGAGUUUCGAGACAUUUUCCACUGGAUCUACAGCUUAACUGAAUCUGGGUAUAAAAUAUCAGAUGCUGAAGUGACAGAAUGGUCCAAAGACAUUGAUAUGGAACCAAAAUACAACUUAGUUUAUGCUCCCCCAGUUUCAAAGAAUAGAGUAAAUGAUUUCGAAAAUAUCUUUAACUGUGUUGAAAAUUCUCAUAAAUGUCCUGCUUCGGUUGAAAAGGCAACACAACAGAGUAACAUUUUACUGGUUAUAGUAUUCAAUAGAGAAGGUUAUUACAACAUAGUCGAACAUUUAGAAAAACUAUACCGCCCGGUGUUUAACAACAUUCUAUACUGUGGAACCAAUAUCAAAGACUUUCAAGAUAGUGCUAGAUCAUUGGAGUAUCCAGUAUCCUUUAUAGAAAUGCUAGACAAUUUUUACGUUGGACAACAAGGUUAUCAAUGUAUUCAGAAUGCCAUCAGAAUGAACUAUGAUGUUGAUGGUUACCUCCAUCUUAGUGAUGACGUGUUAUUUAAUGUGUGGAAUCUUGCUAAUCUUCCUAAAGACAAAUUCUGGUUUCAACACCAGGUUAAAACAGCCGACUUAGAGCAGGAAACCGUUGUUGAUAUUUGGCGUAAUAAAUCAUGGUGGCCAUGGGAGAGUAGCUUCGGGCGACACCGCCUGAUUGAAUCAUUCAAAACGUUACGUAAAUUGGCUAAAUCGGAUAACACAUUAAAGAGUUUUUUAAAUCAACUUACUUGGAAUUCGGGAAGUGAUCAAGGUUUUUAUUAUCAAGCAUCUGAUAUAUUUUAUGUACCUAAGAGAUUAAGUCAAGAAUUUAGCUAUAUAAUAAGUAUAUUCAAUACCCAUGGUGUAUAUUUAGAAAUAGCCAUACCUACCACUAUAUAUGGUUUAGAUAGAUCUAAAAAUGUGUAUAAACUACAAGGUGAUUACCUCUGGUAUACUGAUAGGAACUACGCUCAAGAAAUAUUUCAUUAUAAUAAUCAUUUUCUACACCCGAUUAAACUAGGUCCGUGUGUAAAUGACUAUAAAUGUUCUGAGUUUUUAUGUAAAGAUUAUGUUCCAUGUUUAAAUGCUGUGAUGCCCAAUUAAUAACAAUUCUGAUUUCAGAUAACGUCUUAAAUAUUUUUUAAAGGAAGACACUUAUUCCAAGAUCUUACCAAUGACUAACGAAAUAAAUAACUAUCCUU
Lottia gigantea (owl limpet) is the source of this 2086-nucleotide messenger RNA. RefSeq lists its product as hypothetical. The transcript has 3 exons. The record is from RefSeq and is a predicted model, not a curated record. The coding region runs from base 12 to 1988 and encodes 658 amino acids. NCBI's taxonomy places the organism in Eukaryota, Metazoa, Mollusca, Gastropoda, Lottiidae.